Asterias rubens (European starfish) is the source of this 4746-nucleotide messenger RNA. Its product is annotated as eukaryotic translation initiation factor 5B-like. Bases 86 to 3790 code for a protein of 1234 amino acids. The record is from RefSeq and is a predicted model, not a curated record. Lineage: Eukaryota; Metazoa; Echinodermata; Asteroidea; Forcipulatida; Asteriidae. Gene Ontology annotation, molecular function: GTPase activity; translation initiation factor activity; GTP binding. The transcript is spliced from 24 exons.
CAGGGGACAGCAUACGGAACAAACGGAGCAGAGAAAUAUAACUGUUUUUAGACAAUACAUAUUUCAUCUUGUCAACGAAGGAGCAAUGGGGAAGUCCAAGAAGGGCAAAGGAGCCAGGAAUGUCGACGUUGAUUCAGACGGUGAGGCUGAUUUGGACCCCAUCGCUAAGGCUCUGAAGGAGAUCAACGAAGGGGACACUGCCACUAAAGCAGGCGGAAAGAAAGGGAAGAAGAAGAAGAAGGAUGUGGAUGAGCUGUUUGAUGAGUUAGCGGUCAUGGAUGGUGAGAAUGAUGAACCAGAAGGUGUGAAGGAACCUGAAGAGGAAGUCAGUGCGGCUAAAGGCAAAAAGGGAAAGAAGGGAAGGAGGAAAAAGGAUGAUUGGGACAUGGAUGACAUAGCUCAGGAGAUAGAAGCACUUAGCAUGGAGAAGAAACCUGAGAAAGGAACUCAAGGAAACAAAACGGCACAGAAUGCCGCCGCAGCUCCAGAGGAAAGCAACGAGAAAGAAGACACACUAGAAGAUGAGCAAGCCACAGAAAGAUCCGCUUCCAUUGACUACGAAGAUGACGGUGACGAUUUAGACGGGUCGGGCCCGGUCAUGAAGACAGCCGCCCAGAAACGAGCCGAGAAGAAGGAACGAGACAAGAAGAAGAAAGAACUACAAAAGGCUGAAGCCAGGAAUCGUCGAAUGAAGGAGAAGCCCAAGGAUGGUGGGGGGAAUAAGGAUGCUGUGAUGGCAGACGAUGAGCAAGACGUAACAUCAACAGCAGAUGCAGCUCAAGUCAAAGACGUAGAUGAUGUCGAAGACGCGGGUGAACAGAAAAAGAGCAGAAGAAAGAAAAAGAAAGGAAAGGAGGAGGACGAUGUCGAGGUCAUAGAGGUCGAGGGGUCAUCUAAGGUCACAGAGGCAGACGAUGUUGAAGAUGCUGGCGAACAGAAAAAGAGUAGACGAAAGAAAAAGAAAGGAAAGGAGGAGGAUGUUGAGGUCACAGAGGUUGAGGGGUCAUCUAAGGUCACAGCUCCAGGAGAAGUUGAUGAGAAAGAUGCUGCUGAAGAUGGGGAGGAGGAGGAGGAGGGAGACAAGAAGAAAAAGAGGAAGAAAAAGAAGAAAGGCAAAGAUGAAGAGGAAGAGAAAGACAAAAAGAAGAAACCUGUGAAUGCUCGUGUGCGUGCAAUGCAAGAAGCCUUAAAGAAGAUGAAGGAAGAAGAAGAAAGACUGAAGGCAGAGGAGGAGGCUAAAGAGAAAGCUGCUCUACUGGCCGAAGAAAAACGUCUUGAGAAACUCAAACUGGAGAAAGAAAAGAAAGAUCGAGAGAAACAGAAGAAGAAGGAACGGAUUGAAAGAUUGAAGAAGGAGGGCAAGUACCUCAACAAGAGUCAGAAGGAGGCUAAAGCCAGAGCAGAGGCUAUGUUAGCCUCGAUGAAACAACUAGGUAUUGAGGUACCAAGCAAGGAGGCACUGUCUGAACCCAACAAAGGCAAAGUCAAGUAUGGAGUCCGGGAGAGGAAAAAGAAAGAUCCGACAAACGGAAAGAAAGCGGAAGGCGUCGAACUGCAACGGGUAGAUUCCGAGGAGAAAUCUGAGGAGCUAAGCAGCGAGAUACAGGAGGGAGCCUCAGCAGCAGCCACUGUUGAGGCGGAGGCAGAGACACCGAAGGAGGAAGAGAUUCAAGAGAGCUGGGAGGAAGUAACUGACUCUUGGGAUGCUGGAGGAACAGAGGAUGAAGAGGAACCAAGUAAAGAAGAGAAACCAUCCGCUGAUAGUCCGCCGGCAUCCACUGUCUCUGAGAAACCCAAGCCUCAAGAAGAGGAAGAUGAAGAUGAUGAGGAUGAAGAUGAAGAUAGUGAAGAGGCGAGUAGUAGCGAGGAGGAGGAGGACAGUGAGUCGGAGUCCGAGUCGGAGUCCGAGUCCGAUGAGGAACGAACGCCAGCAGAGAAAAUUAGAGAGAAAGUCAAACUCAGGAUUCAGAAACGAAGAGAAGACGCUGAAGCUAAGAAGUCAAUAGACAAACUCAGGUCACCUGUAGUUGUCGUUCUUGGUCACGUGGACACCGGGAAAACAAAGAUUCUGGACAAGAUCCGACACUCUCACGUCCAAGAUGGAGAAGCAGGUGGUAUAACUCAACAGAUUGGUGCUACCAUGGUCCCCCCUGACGCUAUCAAGGAACAAACCAAAAUGUGUAGACUGUUCGCCAAAGAAGAGCUAAAGAUUCCUGGCCUGUUGAUCAUCGACACCCCAGGCCACGAGUCCUUCAGUAAUCUACGCUCUCGUGGCUCCUCGCUAUGUGAUAUCGCCAUCCUAGUGGUGGACAUCAUGCAUGGAUUAGAACCACAGACCAUCGAAUCACUCAACCUCCUCAGGUCACGCAAAACACCGUUCAUUGUAGCACUGAAUAAGAUUGAUGUUUUGUAUGAAUGGAAGACCAGUCCACACACGGACAUCACCGGUACCAUCAAAAAGCAGAAGCGCCACACCAGAGACGAAUUUGAGGAGAGGGUGAAGGCAACAGUCACAGCAUUUGCUGAACAGGGUUUGAACGCCGCUCUAUUCUUUGAGAAUCCCGAUCCUAAAUCGUACGUUUCCUUGGUGCCAACGUCUGCCCACUCUGGGGACGGGAUGGGGAACUUGAUAGCUCUACUUAUUGAAUAUAGUCAGACCAGACUAGCUAAGAGGCUAGCUUUCUCCGAUGAGCUACAGUGUACUACGCUAGAGGUGAAAUCUCUUCCUGGUCUUGGCACGACAGUAGACGUCGUUUUGGUGAAUGGACGAUUAAGAGAAGGAGAUACGAUUAUCUUAGCUGGCCAGGAAGGACCUAUAAUCACACCUGUUAGAGGUUUACUGAUGCCUCAACCGUUAAAGGAACUCAGAGUAAAGAAUCAAUAUGAGAAGUUCAAAGAGAUCACUGGUGCUCAGGGAGUUAAGAUCCUAGCUAAGGAUCUUGAGAAAGCUCUAGCAGGAAUGCCGUUACUCGUAGCUCAACACCCCGAUGAAGUUGACUUUCUCAAGGACGAGGUAUCUCAACUAUUGAAAGACGCCCUUAAAUCUAUCAAGUUAGCGGACCUUGGGGUCUACGUCCAAGCUUCUACGCUAGGAUCUCUUGAAGCGCUGUUAGAAUUCCUCAAGACAUCUGAGAUUCCAUAUGCUGGCAUCUCUAUUGGUCCUGUGCACAAGAAGGAUGUUGUGAAAGCAUCCGUUAUGCUGGAACGAGACGGCCAAUAUGCCGUCAUCCUGGCCUUCGAUGUGAAGAUCGAGCGUGACGCCCAAGACAUGGCCGACAGGGAGGGCAUCAAGAUCUUCCAGGCAGACAUCAUCUACCAUCUCUUCGAUCGGUUCAUGGCGUACAGAGAGGAGAUCAAACAGAAACAGAGGGAGGAGCAUAAAAACGUUGCAAUCUUCCCGUGCAAGCUCAAGGUGAUGCCGCAGUUUAUCUUCAACGCCCGGAAUCCCAUCGUCGUUGGGGUCAUGGUGGAGGCCGGGAUCGUUAAAGUUGGGACGCCGAUCUGUGUUCCAUCCAAGGAGUGUAUUGUACUAGGUGCUGUCUCAAGUAUCGAGGUCAACCACAAGAACGUAGAGACGGCUCGUAAAGGCCAGGAGGUCUGUAUUAAGAUUGAGAAUACUGGCGGGGAUGCACCUAAGAUGUAUGGCAGACACUUUGACAGCCAAGACAUCCUCAUCAGCAGAAUAUCUCGGGAAUCCAUCAACGCUGUCAAAAAAUACUUCCGCGAUGACCUCCAAAAAAGUGACUGGCAAACAAUGAUAGAACUUAAGAGGAUGCUGGAGAUUUUAUGAGCGUCAAUAAAGAGGGAGGGCCGUGGAUUAAUGUCCAGAGUAUUAGAGGUGUUUGGAACCAGGGAAGCGUCACCCACAGUAUGGAAACUACUUACCGUUGUUCAGGAUGGAACUGGACAAAUUCCAGAACUUGGAGAAAUGUGAUUUCAUGCCAUAAAAAGGAAGACAAUUUGACCACAACUUUCAGCUGGAACAGUUUUUUCAGCUUUGUGACUCUAAGAGGAAUGUUCAAAUUGGACCUGUUGAGUUUUCCAGCGAGCACAAAUAAAGACCUUUUCACACUACUUUAUUCCCAGGGAGGAACCCCGGGGAUUAAGGGCUGGCCCUUUCACACUACAAUCACUUUACCCCUGAUCUACCCUGGCAAAUGGGCAUACCCCGGGGGAGUUGGGUCAGCGGUAAGACCCUGGGGCAUUCUUGAAAUGUGCAGCUGGAUUAGGGAUCUCGGCGGGGACAGUGUGAAAGUGCGGCGGGGUAACCGUCGGGUAAAAACCUCCGCAAAUUGGAGUAUCCUAGGGUGUUUAGAUAAAAAGAAGAGAGGCGUUUUAUUGUUGGAUUUCUACUACCUAUCUUGGUUAAUUUGAAUGGUUUACCAGCUCUUGCUGCUGGCUUUUUCGAAAUUGAAUUAGUCUUGAAAUUGAACGGUCUUAUUUGACGGGUGGAUGCUAAUGAAAUUGAAUUGCUCCUAGCUUUAAAGAUUGUGAAAUAUUCAACAGAUUGCAUUCUGUAUAAACAAUGCCAGGACUCCUGCAGUUACUAGACUACAGUCUGCACUUCUAGAUUGGUUGAGACGUGUUUGGAAACAAUCGGAGAAACAAAUGAACUUUUUUGGUAAAAUUGAAAAUGUACCAAAUGUGAUACUACUUUCUGAAGAAAGAAGGCAACAAGGGUGUUUUUUCUUGUAUUAUUCUCUUGCAACUUUGACGACCAAUUGAGUUCAAAAUUUCACAGAGUUG